GGAUGGAAAAUCACCCCUCACUUACCUCGUAGUGUAUUUUAAAAAUUAGAGGAGCUAACCAGCGAUGGGCUGUAACUAUGUGAUCAUGCUUACAUCCUAGUGGGGCUCCAUAGUUAAGAGUGGAUCUAACAUGCUCACGCCAUUUGGGUUUUCAGUUUUGAAUCCGAAUAAAGCAUGUGCUUUUUUCAGCCCAAGGACAGCUCUCUUUAACUUGCUAUGGAAUUCUGAACGCCAGCAUGAAGAUCAAAUUAAACCAUGCUUCUAUAUGAGCCAACCCACGAGGGAAUGCUGUACCCUACCCAGAAUUGAUCAUACGCUUGAUCCAAAAGUUGCGAGGUCAAAUUCUAUUAUCACAAAGCUGUGCAAAGAAGGUCGUACUGCCAAAGCGCGAGUACUGUUCGACGAAAUGCCUGAACCAGACGUGAUUUCAUGGACAGCUAUGAUUUCAGGGUACAUAAGUUGUGGUUUGAUUAGUGAAGCUAGGGAAUUAUUUGACCGAGCUGAUGCUAAGAGAAAUGUUGUUACCUGGACAGCUAUGGUUGCCGGGUAUAUGAAGGCAAAACAAAUUUCCCGGGCCGAGAGACUUUUCAAGGAUAUGCCGGAAAGGAAUGUGGUGUCUUGGAAUAUUAUGAUUUACGGGUAUGUGAAAGCUGGUAGAAUUAAUGAGGCGCUGGGGUUAUUCCAGAAGAUGGAACAGAGGAAUGUUGUUUCUUGGAAUAUGGUGAUUGGAGGACUGACUCAAUGCGGAAGGAUGGAUGAGGCAUGGAGGAUUUUUCACCAAAUGCCAGCAAGAAACGUGGUUUCCUGGACAUCCAUGAUUGUCGGCUUGUCAGGCAAUGGGAGAGUAGAAGAGGCAAGGAUGCUUUUUGAAGGGAUGCCGGGUCGGAAUGUGGUUUCAUGGAAUGCAAUGAUUACUGGGUACAUAAAGAAUUUAAUGUUUGAUGAGGCAUUUCGACUGUUUGAGAGGAUGCCUGAAAAGAGUGUUCUCUCAUGGAAUACAAUGAUCACUGGUUUCCUAGAGAAUAAGGAUCUGGAAAGUGCAAGAGUGUUAUUCAAUGAAAUGCCAAGAAAAAAUGUAGUUUCCUGGACAACGAUGAUUAACGGGCUUCUGCAGAGUGGCGAAAGUGAAAAAGCUAUAGAAACAUUCAGUGAAAUGCAAUGGGAUAGCCACGUAAGACCAAAUGAAGGCACCUUCAUUUGUGUCUUGGGUGCUUGUAGCAACAUAGCUGGUCUCAGUGAAGGGAUGCAAAUUCACCAAGUAAUUAGCAAGACCAUCUAUCAGGAUAACCAACAAGUCGUUUCUGCACUUAUUGAAAUGUAUUCAAAAUGUGGAGAGCUGUUACCUGCCAUAGAAUUGUUUGACAGUGAUGGAUUUAGAAGCCGUCAAGAUGUUGUCUCUUGGAAUGGAAUGAUUGCGGCAUAUGCUCACCACGGAUGUGGUAAAGAGGCAAUCUAUUUGUUCAAAGAGAUGCAAAAGAUGGGGUUCAAACCGAACGGUGCAACUUAUGUGGGGCUUCUUUCUGCUUGCAGCCAUUCGGGGUUGGUCGAGGAAGGGUUGACUUACUUUAAAGGGCUUAUGAGAGACGAGUCCAUAGACAUGGGAGACCACCACUACUCAUGCCUCAUCGACCUCUGCAGCCGAGCAGGAAACCUCAAAGAGGCUUACAGACUCAUGGAACAACUCCACACAAAGUUACCUGCAAAGAUAUGGACAACUCUUCUUUCAGGAUGUAGUGUUCAUGGCGACGAAGAAACUGGGAAACUUGUAGGAGAAAAACUCCUAGGGGUUGGCCAGGUUUCUUCCGAGAGUUGCAGCACUUCUACAUUGCUCUCUAACAUAUAUGCUUCAAGUGGGGAUUGGAAAGAGGCUGCAAAACUGCAGGGGAAAAUGAAGGGUAAAGGGUGGAGAAAGCAGCCUGGUUGUAGUUGGAUUGAAGUGGAAAAUAGGGUCUUUAUUUUUAUGGCUGGUGAUAGGUCUCAUGAUGAAACUGGGCUGAUUUAUUCUUUGCUAGAUAUUCUUCAUAUAAGAAUGAAGAGGGAUGUUUUCUUUCCUACAGGCAAUUUCAUCAUGGAAGAGGAUUGAUUCUGCAUUCAAUUGACCCUUUUCCUCAAGCUCGAACUUACAUAUGUUAUAUGUAUGUAUCUUCACACGAAUACUCCAAAAAAUUUGUGAUUUUAAGUUAAUACUCCGGAAUUGAAUAAUAUACACCGUUGGUUCCAGAAAUUUUUUAAUUUUAUAGCAAUACUCCGGACUGCCAACGAAGCACAAUAUGUGGGACUUUAUAAAUGAUGACCGUAAAUUAUUAAGUAUGUGUUGGUAAUUACGGAGUGAUAUAAAAUAAAAGAAAACAAUGUUUCAGACAAAAUAAAGAAUCUGAAGGUACAUAUUUCAUAAUCAAAUUUAUAUUCAUUG
Cuscuta campestris is the source of this 2413-nucleotide messenger RNA. NCBI's taxonomy places the organism in Eukaryota, Viridiplantae, Streptophyta, Magnoliopsida, Solanales, Convolvulaceae. The record is from the annotation of a GenBank genome assembly.